Brettanomyces bruxellensis is the source of this 1293-nucleotide messenger RNA. RefSeq lists its product as uncharacterized. Lineage: Eukaryota; Fungi; Ascomycota; Pichiomycetes; Pichiales; Pichiaceae. Bases 1 to 1293 code for a protein of 430 amino acids. The transcript has a single exon. The record is from RefSeq and is a predicted model, not a curated record.
AUGGAUAGCUGGAGAAAAAACGAAAUGAUGAACACGGAGAUAAAUUCAGAUUUAAGCACAACUACAAACACAAACGCAAAUGCAAACACUGGAAUAACCACCGACCGUCUUGAUAGUCGUGUCUGGGAGCCUUCGGGUGGAAUUCCGUCAUUUUCAACAUGUGCCACCGCAAAAAAAGAGCUUGAGCAGGUUGUUCCACCUCUUUCAGGCACAAAUCUAAAGCCAGCGUUUGAUAAAAUAGACGCCCAACAGCAAAACAGCCCAGAAACUUCAAGUUUGGAGGACGACAAAGAGGAUCCAAGAGACCAGCGGCGGAGAGAGCCACCGAUAUUGACUCUAGGUGCAGAUCACGGCAUGGUCCAUGAAGGUGCAAGAUGGGAAAAGUUCCCACCUCUACCUCUGGAAUUUCCACCUGUUCUCAGACCUCUAGGUGGAGAAGUGUUGUACGAGCAGCUUCCAGAACUGCUGUAUUACCCGAUUCGGCACGACGGCCUCCCCAGCCCUCCGUUCAGCCGGGCACAGCUCCCUCCAGAAGUCCCCGUCUUUCCCCUGGGCACAAAGUUCAAUAGACGCCGGAACUGUUGCGUUGCACAGCCCGAGCUCAUCAAGAGGAGGUCCAGAGCAGUGCUUGGUCACGAGUACCUCAGUGAACACUUGCCCAACGACGACGGGGUCUUUGAGACGAUCGUCCGGCAGUAUCUCUUGCCGUUUUGCUCGUUCAACUACCUGAAUAUGGGGUAUUUCGAGGCGCAGCAGCAGCUUGGAAGGAUUGAUGAAAGCGAGAUCUUCGAGAUCAACUACCGCUCAAGCAUUCCAGAGUGCCGGGAGGACGAUCCGGGUCGAUUCAACGUGAUCAUGCCGAGAAACAUGAAUUUUUACGAGCCGAAGGUCUUCUGGUGCCAACCGGACUCCGAGGAUAAACGCAGAGGCAGAAAUGGAUUGUGCCCAUACUGCAAGCCCAACCCUAAUGAUCGCAGGCUGGACCUCAGCCAGAUGUUCUUCAACAUGAACACUUCGGCUUACUUGCAUCACGUGACCAAGCAGCACGGGGUCUACAGCAACGGGACCGAGAUGCCGUUGCCGGCUGCAAUUGGAAGUGUGCUGGAGACCAAAGACAUGAAAAGUGGAAGAAAGUGUUUGCUGGUGGAUGCGGUCACGUGUCCAGUAUGCCACCAGAUGAUCAAGAUUCAAAAGCUUAGCGAUCCGUCCUUGGUUGGCCGCAACCGGUUUUUGGCAUAUUUCCGCCACAUGCUCACGCAUAACAUGAAGAAGAAGAACGGUGUAUGGUACUGA